Morus notabilis is the source of this 331-nucleotide messenger RNA. Its product is annotated as tRNA (guanine(26)-N(2))-dimethyltransferase-like. The annotation marks the transcript as partial. NCBI's taxonomy places the organism in Eukaryota, Viridiplantae, Streptophyta, Magnoliopsida, Rosales, Moraceae. Gene Ontology annotation, biological process: tRNA N2-guanine methylation. The transcript has 3 exons. Gene Ontology annotation, cellular component: nucleus. Gene Ontology annotation, molecular function: RNA binding. The record is from RefSeq and is a predicted model, not a curated record.
UUCUUCCCUGGUUUCUCAGUCGGUCAUCGUCUCAGGGCCACUUUGGACAGGACCUCUCCACGAGGCCUCCUAUCUUACAGAAAUGUUAAAUUUGGCUGGGGCAUGGGGAUGGGCAGGCAAAGACACAGGGACAGAAACUGAUACUGGGAAGCUUUUGAAACAAAUGUUGGAUGAAAGUGAUCCCCGAUUGCCAUUUGGGUUCAUAAAAUUGGAUGAGGUGGCAAGCCGGGCAAAAAUAAAUUCUCCACCACUAAGGAUCGUAAUGGAAACCAUACAAAAGGAAAAUAAACCUCGUGAGAAAAUUUCUUUGGUACGGGAGAUGGUCGCCCAA